Vicia villosa (hairy vetch) is the source of this 576-nucleotide messenger RNA. RefSeq lists its product as uncharacterized. Lineage: Eukaryota; Viridiplantae; Streptophyta; Magnoliopsida; Fabales; Fabaceae. The record is from RefSeq and is a predicted model, not a curated record. The transcript has a single exon. Bases 1 to 576 code for a protein of 191 amino acids.
AUGCUUUCUAGGGCCAAGGAUAGCGCCUGGCAGCCUCCGACGGUAGGGAUGCUGAAUGUAAUGUGGAAGCUGUCGAUCCCUCCAAAGAUACCGAUUUUCUCUUGGAGACUUUUCACUGCUAGACUUCCUUUAAAGGACUUUUUGUUAUCAAGAGGAGUCGUUAAUAUCACCUCUAAUCCGCUUUGCGUGUUCUGUGGGAAUCAUCCGGAGACAUUGAUUCAUUUGUUCUUUCUUUGUCAUGUUUCCAAGACGAUGUGGAGUAGGGUAUUCUUGUGGUUGGGAGACGAGAAAACUUUCUCGUUGGAGGAGUUUAUGGAUUUUGGAACUUUGCAAAUUAAGGUGAAGUCUCAUAAUGAUAGGAGGAAGAUUAAUACUAUUUGGAUUGCAAUAACUUGGGGUAUAUGGCUUAUGCGUAAUGCUAUCAUUUUCGAGCAACUCCCUUAUAGUUUUGAUGUCGUGUCUUAUAAUGUAAUGUUCUUUUCUUGGAGUUGGUUGGCUAGCAAGGAACCGUUUUCCUCUUCCUCUAGCUUUUUCGAUUGGUAUGUAUUACCGUUAGGAUGCUUUAAAGCCUUGUAG